AUGUCGACGGCGUUAGUUCCGAUUGACACCAACAUUAAGGGUCAGGUGAUAUGGCAUCUUGAACUUGCUUCUCAUGAUGCGCAGCUCCGGGUAAGUGAAUUACAGGCAAUAAAAGGAUCCUGGCUGCAGAGAAAAGCGUUAGGAGAGGUAAAGACCAAGGAAGCCUUGCUAGGCUGGUGUACAUUGGCGGAGGUCAGCAUGGAUACGGACAGUCUCAAGGUCGAUAUGGGCUGGCCAGAUGCCAAGGUCAAGCCUACAACAGGGCGCUUAGAAGAGGCCAAUCUGCAGUUGCUGGCUCAGCCGGGGGGGCUCAUCCAGAUGGAUACAGAAACUCUGGUGAACAAGCUUGUGAACUGA
This is a messenger RNA of Aspergillus pseudotamarii, 357 nucleotides long. RefSeq lists its product as uncharacterized. The transcript has a single exon. The record is from RefSeq and is a predicted model, not a curated record. NCBI's taxonomy places the organism in Eukaryota, Fungi, Ascomycota, Eurotiomycetes, Eurotiales, Aspergillaceae. The coding region runs from base 1 to 357 and encodes 118 amino acids.